Molecule: messenger RNA, 831 nt
Organism: Beauveria bassiana ARSEF 2860
Lineage: Eukaryota; Fungi; Ascomycota; Sordariomycetes; Hypocreales; Cordycipitaceae
Exons: 3
Coding region: 1-831 (276 amino acids)
Biological process (GO): polysaccharide biosynthetic process
Molecular function (GO): NAD binding; oxidoreductase activity, acting on the CH-CH group of donors, NAD or NADP as acceptor; oxidoreductase activity, acting on the CH-OH group of donors, NAD or NADP as acceptor
Source: RefSeq, a predicted model, not a curated record
AUGCAAGCCUCAUCACGAGGAUUCAUGCUGCGACCCCGCACACCAAGCCCGGGCGAUUCAGUCACCUUCCUCACGGUCAUCUCUGUCUCGUCUUCCCUUCACCGUUCGUUCUUAUUCGCCGACAGCGCCGCUUUCCUAGAAACUGCUUUGGCCAGAGUGAUGGCUGAAGACGCCAACGCAUCAAACGUGCCUUUCAUUGACUGCAUUCUGAUACCCGAUGAAGAAUGCGGUAGGCUUGAUGACUGGGUGUCUGGUCUCAUCAGUUAUUCUCAAGAUCCCACCACGACAGUCACACAACAAUCCUCCUCUGUCGAGAAAGGUACCACUCCUCUCGGCAUAUGGGGUGGCGGUCUAAUUGGCCUUAGUACUGCUGCUCACUUUACUCGGAAGGGAGUCAGCCCCAUCAUCAUCGACAUCAACGGCAAUCAAGUUUCGCGAAUCAACAAAGCUCAAUUUCCGCCGAACUUUGAGUCAUGGAUCGGUUUCUCCAUCGAGCCCUAUAUCAAAACCGGCCUUAUCAGAGCAACAACGGACGUAUCCCAGCUUUCACUCGAGUCUGUGAAGACACACUUUGUCGCAGUUCCCACUGAGCGCAAUGGUGAGCCAGAUUUGGGAGCCAUCGAGGUCGUCCUGCCGCAGAUUAGGGAACUAACACCGGAUCUGUAUAUCAUCGAGAGCACAUUCGUCCACGGGCAGACUGAGCCUCUCGCUCGCAAGCAGGGUGGCCAUCCAUUCAAUUCCAUCAAUUUUGUAUCACGAUUGAGUUGCGUUGACGGAUUACUCAGCAUGUCGCCCAUGGAUUUGAACCACCUUGAGCCGAAAUUGAGUUGA